Molecule: messenger RNA, 5168 nt
Organism: Acanthochromis polyacanthus (spiny chromis)
Lineage: Eukaryota; Metazoa; Chordata; Actinopteri; Pomacentridae
Exons: 6
Coding region: 386-1171 (261 amino acids)
Cellular component (GO): cytoplasm
Source: RefSeq, a predicted model, not a curated record
UGGUUGCAGUGAUGUCAGUCCGGCCCACUCCUGUUCAGUACAAAUGCAGCAGCUGAGGGUGCAUACCGCUGCUGCUGAUCUGAUCCCACACCUACACAAAGACACACACUCAUUUCACAACACUCACAACCAGAGCCGGGAGAUGCUACCGGCUGGCAGCCACUGACAGUAACCUUCACUGCCCAGUCGAUCCGGACACGCUGCAUCUCCACCUCCAGAGAGCUCCUGCAGCUAAAGACUGUACCUGAUCCCACAUCCUUCAAAGAAAAAGCAACCCGACUCUGAGCAGAGCAGGGAAAAGGAGCGAUCAUACCCCACUGCUGAAACUUGACCCACUGGACUGACAGGCAGAGGGGCUGACGGUCACCUCCAGAACAGAGGCAGGAUGCUGGCUAAAAUCCUGGAGGACAUGUGGGUGGAGCCGGAGGUGCUGGAGGCCCUCAGCGAGGACCAGAAGAGGAUCCUCUUCCUGAAGAUGAGGGAAGAGCAGGUCCGUCGCUGGAAGGCGCGGGAGGAGAAGGAGGAGAGGGAAGGACUGGACAAUGCCAGGCCCAAGAAAGCUUCCAGUAAACAUGUGAGCUGGCUCCUCGGUCGGGACGGCGAUGUGAGCGUCAUCGUAAUCGGAGAGAUGGACGAGUUCAGGUCCUCCAAACUCCUCCAGGGCCUCAUGAACAACAGACUCUGCAGUGAUAAUAUAAAUGGCAUCCAGACAGCCGACUUGCUGCCAGGAAGAGAGGCCCAGCAGCUCGGCUUUAAAGAAGACAUCCAGCUGCCCCUCGCAGAUGAAGACCCAUCUAUGCCAACCGACCAAUCGUCCGAGGAGGACCUGGACUCCAGCAGCGCUGACGAUGACCUGAAGGACCCCACCGAGGACAGCGACAGCGAAUCAGGCAGCAGCUCGGACAACCUCAGCGACUGGGUUCCUCUCUACAGGCCCCAUCUUAGUAGCCAUGGCAACGAGCCGCUCAAAGCCCAGCUGUCAGACACAGGGAGGACUGGUGCUCAGGACAGAGAAAUUGUCGUUUGUGAAAAGAAGCCAGAAGGUCGAGUGGCCCAGCUCAGGAAAGCCUUCACAGACGAUCUCCACAACAAAUCACCUGCCUGCAACAAACCGCCUCUACCUGUCAAACCUGCUCACCUGCAGAACAGAUGCAUGUCACUGAUCCAUUAGGACUCACCUACAAGACAACACUUGAUCCCAGAGAGCCUCCAGCAUGAGGCCUGUGCAGGAAAACCAGCUCAGUCAUUCAGCAACGGACCUGAAAGAAAUGGAUCCUCACAUGAACCCGAGCUGUGAACUAAAACACACUUUAUUAGAGUUUGUUUCAAGGUCCGACCCACAGACAGAGAAACGUCUGGGCGCUGUGGCGAGACAAAGACUUGAAAGCUUUUGAACUGAAGUCAACCUGAAUGAUAAAACUAAGCAGCUUUGAUGUCGAGUUGAAAUUCAGGUUCAAAUACGCUCACAUAGCGUCUGUGAUUGACGGACAGACACAAGAGCGAGGUGUCCAGAGAAACACAGAGACUAUUGACUACAGGUGAGAAACACUGGUUUUCUUACUGAGACGUCAAAAGCAGAAGUUGUUGGGAACUGAAAAACAAGAAAAAACACUUUUGUUACCUCCGCCAAGGCCGUUAUGUGACACCCAGCGUUUGUGUGUCCAUCCGUCCGUCUGUCUGUCUGUCUGUCUGUCUGUUAGCAAGAUAACUCAAAAACGCCUGGGCAGAUUCAGAUGAAAUUUUCAGGGGAUGUAGACUAUGGUAAGAAGAAGUAUGUCGUCCACAAUUUCAGUAAAAGGUCAUGUUUUCGUAUGUUGUCCAGAAUGUGACAAAAACUUCAUAGUUUAGUAUGUCAUCCAAAAUGUUCUAAAUCGUACAUAAAUAUAUGUGAAUACAAUGUUCCAUGGGAAUGUCAAUAUCCUUGGCGGAGGUCUGCGCUCUCUGAGUGCUUUUCUAGUUUUCUUCUGUACUGAUCCAAACUGUUUUUAUUGUAGUCCCUGUCUGUGAACUGUUUGACAUCCCUAACAGUGGACUUAAUCAUCCUCCAGCAGCUGCAGGAGUUUUGGGGCUAAAAUUAAAGGAAUUAUUUAAUGUUACAUGAUAAGCAGACUAAAUACACUGCAUGUAGAACCUUUAUUUAUAUUGAUUGUAAGACACUGAACAUCGCUCACACACAUUCAUUAACAAGCGCUGACCUGCUCAUCAGGGUUUGGUUUCUUGUUCACUUUCACUUACUGCUGAUGGUUUAUGGUGAGGAGACAGAGUGAAGAAGACUUUGGACAACAGAGUUUUAUUUAUUUGGCUAAUCCAACUCAUCGGAUUCAGCAGCACGAGGCUCAAGGGUCUGUCAGCCUGUCAGUCAGUUGAUCCAAACAUGUCAACUUCUGUUAAAUAGACCGCCAUCACAUUUUGUAAUGACUUUUGUGGUCUCCAGAUGAUGGAAUAAGAUGAUUCUGAAUCUUUUAUUUUUACUGACUUUUCCUCCAGUGUCACCAGUUUUGGUGAACUAUUAAAUAGAUAAUAAUUUACAAUAACCUCUUGUCCUCCUGUUAAAACUCUGCCUCUCAGCUGCAGUUUAUUACAACUUUUAUUGCGUUAAUCAUAAAUAUUAGCAUGUUAACAUGUUAAAGUAGAUUUCUGAAUGUAAUAAAUCACAGCUGCCAGUAAAUAACCAUUAGCAGUGUCAGUGUUAGCGUGCUGAUAGCAUAUCUGUUGACUCUUCCUCCAAGUAAUUUAAUAAAUUAAAAUAUCGACUCAAACAAAGAUAUCAUAUUUAAUUGAUUUUGUAAAUGGCAUUUCUAAUUACAAAAUCUACAUUUAUUUAUUUUUUACAGAGUUUUCAGCCCCAUCUCACUAUUAUCUGUUAUCACAAGACCAGAAUUCAAUAAAAAUGAGAAAUAAAUAUAAUCAAAAGCCUCUAUGGCAACUCUACAAACGUCAUUUUUUCAGUGGUUUGUGCCCAAAAGCUGUGGGACUAAAGUAACUGUCCUUAAUAAUGAGUCAGGUGAAAAUCAUUUGCAUUCAGUCACUGCCUGGGGGUGUUUUCACAGCUAGCGUCUUCAGCUCUUGCUUGGUGUUUGCGUUCACUUGUGAUCGGUUGUUCUGGGGUCAUUUGAUGGGGUGAGUUCGGGUAAAUGACUCGACUUGGCAAGAAAUUAUUCUGCUUGUUUUGGGCCUUAAAACUCUGCUGCGUUUAGGCUCAUUGAACUGCUCUGUCAUCACAUUAGAGGCACCGCGUGUAGAAAGAACUCGCAUGACUUCUGCCAGUCUGGAUUUCAGCUCCUUCAAACUCUCCUGCAGCUUUGAGUCAGCUUGUUAACCUCAUAGCGUGCUGGAGUACAGAUCUAAAACGACUAAAUACACGCUCCUGGACAAAUGUUUAUAGACUCCACUGCAGCUUUAAGGGGAUAUCAGAUGCAUAAGCUGCAGAAAAACACACAGUCACAAUAUGUGCUACCACAACGGUGCCUCAUGUUGAAGGUUUAAGGAGUGUUUGAGCUUAGUUACUACCUAACUAUUUGGUCACAUGUUCCCUUUACUUGGUCACUGAUUAAUCCCUAAAACUCGGCUCCUGCUUCUGCUGGUACUGACUUUUGUAUUUUGUCUUCUAUUUGUAUUGUAUAUUUGCUUAAAAAGAACUAAAUAUUCCAACCAAGACAGCAGUUUCAUGUUGCGUUCUUGCUUUCAACAAAGUCGUGUCUGUCUUUGGCAUGCGUUGUCGGGGGGAAGGUGGGAUCUGCUGGGGGAAAACCAGAAGUUAUUGAUAGUGGUCAGUUGCACAAUGAUUAUCUAUUCAGUGGGAGGCAUCAGAAAGCGGCCUGUCAGAGAUCAAACGGGGAGCACAGAAAGCUGAUUAGCAUGUGGUUUGGACGGAGACAGAGGGCGAGACGCUCUGGGAGACAGAGCAAAUGAGAGUCUGGUCACGGGGAGCGAAACGUCACAGUCAACUCAAUAAACCUCCUCGCAUUCCCUCACCAUCUCCACACCCUCAGCUGUGUGUGUCUGUGUGUGUCUGUCCACCCAUAUAUCUUGAAUCAUGUGACUCGACACGAGCAGUCAUGCACACAGUGUGAAAAGCCCCGCUAUAUAUAGUAGGACAGUGUUGGGUUUCCCAGUAAAGCAUUGUAGGAGCCCGUUCAUCUUUGUUCCUUAAGAGAGUGCAUGUCAUUGACUUGUUGUUGUGUUUCUAUCUGCUGUAUCAGUCUGCCGGUGCCCUCGAUUGCUUUCUGUCCUCCCCGAAAGGUGAAAUUAGGACACCAGAAGCACCUGACUACAUGACAGCAAGCCUCAUAUGCAAUCUGAGACACAAUAAAACUGAGAAUUUCUCAUUUUCUGAAUGAAGUCAUUGUGAGGAGGUGCAAUAAAUCAGGAUUUCAGACAUUUAGCAGCUUUUUGCUUAUUCUGUAAUAACGUCUCAGUAGUUGUGACAUUCCUUCUCAUUUGUUCACUUUAUGUGUACUAAUUCAGGUUAUAAUUGAACAGUUUAGUGUGACAAUGAAACUCAAGUUAGGAGUUCCCUAAUUAACUACAGAGUGUUGUCUUUCAUGUUUUGACCAUUGAAGUUUUAAUCUGACUUCUAAAAAGUAAAAACAAUACAUUAUAACCGUGUGCUCUGUAAAAUGAAUAAAACGUGUAUAAUAAACUCUUACAUAAUUCAAAAACAGACUUCUUUUGCUUUUGAAAUGGCCUAUAUACUAAAAUUUAGUACAUUUUGUAUAACAUUUUUAACAGUAAAAUCAUAAAAUAAGCCUACUUUCACUUUAUAAUCCAACUUAACACCUUAAUAAUUUAUACCACUGAUGAUAAAAACCUGUUUUUUAAACACUAUUCCUCCUAUUUAUAAUGCUUUAAAAAGAUAUAUCAACUAAAUCAGUAUAAACAAGUGUUGUCAGUAUUAAUCAGACGCAGACGUGAACUUUAUUCCUAUAUCAGACUGAUUUCUAUGUUAUAUACUGACGAUUAUCUGGGAGAGUAUGUCUGUUUGACUAUACUAUCCUAUUUGUAUCUAGUAACUUGUGUGCAUAUUUGUAUUUUGCAUUUACUAGUGUGUCUAACUGAACAGGGACUGCAGAUGGAAAUUAGUUGCUAAAUUUGGUACAAUAUAUCUUCAUCUCUUUGAGUUUUGGUGCAUGGACCCUGACAAAUAAACAAGUCAAUGCUUUAAGAGA